Spirometra erinaceieuropaei is the source of this 1716-nucleotide messenger RNA. The record is from the annotation of a GenBank genome assembly. NCBI's taxonomy places the organism in Eukaryota, Metazoa, Platyhelminthes, Cestoda, Diphyllobothriidea, Diphyllobothriidae.
AUGUUACAUCCCGAGGCCACAUUGCAGGCCGUUUACGGCAAUGGCUUCUUUCAAAUCCUCCUCGCAGUCUGUUGCUCUCUUAUUACCCUUGCAAAGGCCUUUGAAUUCCAAACCAUCGUCUUCUUUCACUUUAGUCCUCCCUUCAACUGUUCCUCCCCCAUUUUGAGUGGAUUUCGCAAUGUCACUUGGCUGGACAAAACUAGUUUUUUGAGUCUCCAAGCGCAAAAUCAGUCGUCGAUGCCGAAUAACUUCAUCCCAUCGCUUCAGCAAUGUUGGGCCUUUGUUCAGGACAUUGAAAAUGACACUAACGAGGGGCAAGUCUUCCAUACAUUUAGUUGCGAUCAGUGGGUCUACUCGGAUUACAUGAUGUCCCGUACUCUAGUCACAGACUACGAUCUGGUUUGCGAUAGACGCUACCUUAUUGCUGUCAUGGAGUUCGGCAUUCUGCUGGGUUUUGCCCUUGGCUACGCAGCAUCCAUGUUCACAGACAGAUUUAACCGCAGGAAAUUAAUUUUCUUUUACAUUGGUUGGGAGUGUAUCACUGUGGUGAGUGUUAAUCUGGCUCCAAACUUGGCUACCCUCUUUGCCGUCCGCUUUCUGCGAUCCUUCUCCGCUGGUGUUUGCUACCUGGCACAGUGCAUUGUGGCGGAGUUGCUGCCCACAGCAAAGAGAGCCGUCUUCGGGACUUUGCACUGGGUGCCCUAUGGUGUGGGUUACAUGCUCAGCGCCGGAAUUGCCUACCUAACACGAGACUGGUACUUGUUUCAUGCCUAUGGCCUUCUCAUCCUCCUUUGCUACGUACCGGUCCUCUUUAUCCUCCCCGAAUCGCCUCGCUGGUUGACAGUGAAUGGAAAGCACGAGGAGACCAUCACAGUUUUGAGGAAUGUUGCUUCAUGGAAUCGCGUUCAACUUGACGAGGCUUUCUACGCCGAUGCACUUAAAUCUCUGGUGGAAUUGGAGAAUGAAGACGAUGAAACAGUGUUGUCUUCCAAAGACAAUCGAGAGCGUCCAACUACGGGGACACCGGCCAAGCGGGACUCUCUCCUUGACAUUAUUUAUUUGCCAAACAUGCGCUGCCGUUGUCUCAUUCUCGUCUUUGUGCAUUCUGGCAUAGCAAUGUGCUACUACGGCCUAGUUCUCAAUGCGAGUUUUGCCAGUAAUGAUGUAUAUCUCAACGUCUUUUUUCAGGGCCUAACUGAAAUUCCAUCCGCAAUUCUUGGAUGGAUAAUGACAGCCUAUGCUGGCAGGAGGCUGUCGUACACUCUGCUCCAGUUAGUGACCGGGUUAACUGUCAUUGCAGCAAUCUUUCUGAAGGAGGUUGACUUCAUGGCUACCACUGUGGUUGCCGUGGUGGGCCGAACUGCAGCCAGCACAGUCUUCACUGUGUCUUCCCUCUACGCAGCGGAGAUAUUUCCCACCACGGUGAGAGUUAUGGGUAUCUUUAUUGUCCUCUUUAUGGGUGCUCUGACUGCGACACUUGCACCGUUUGUCAAUCGACUUUCUGAAGUGACAUACUUCCUGCCUACCCUGAUCUACGGUAUGAUCUGCACCCUCGGAUCACUUAUGGUCCUUUUGAAACUCCCGGAAACCAAGAGGUGUCCCCUCUCACAAACACUGGGUGAAGCCGAGCGUCUAAAGCAGGGCCAUGAAGAUGAAUGGAUUCAAGAAAUAACGUUGAAGAAAAGUUUUAUCCGGGAGGAUCUCAAAAUGUUGUGA